AAUUAUCAUUUAUAAAUAAAGAGAACAAAUAUUUUCUGUGUCUGCUUCUUCUCCUUAUUUGACGAUGCAUUCACUAUCGAUUUGCUGAUAACAUUGUGAAUUUUUUAAAUUUGCGACUCCAUUUUUUUGCAUACAUAUAUACAGAAGUCUAAUCAUUAGAAAAAUUUAGCGGUCACGUUUAGUUACUAUUCGGACCAUGUAUAUUAUAAUCCGUUAACAAUAAUCGGUGAUAAAUAAUGAUCGGCAAUUCAACGUUUUUACAAAAUUUGAGAAAAUUCCGUUUAGUUACAUUCGAUAUUACAGAAACACUUUUGCGUUUUCGACAAGCGCCUGCAAUACAAUAUGCGAAGACAGCUACCGAAUUGGGUGUGACGGACAUUGAUCAGCCAUUGUUAGAACAAUGCUUUAAAGAUGAGUUUAAAACAAUGGCAAAAUUGUACCCAAAUUAUGGUCGUCACUCCCAACUUUCAUGGUACGAUUGGUGGGCGCAAUUGGUUGAGAGGAUUUUCCGUUGUGUAAAACCUAAUAUUGAUGAGAAAAAAUUGAAGCAAAUUUCUGGAACCUUGAUAAGAAUCUACCGUACCAAUGCGUGCUGGAUUCACAUAGAUGGUAAUCAAGAGUUACUUUCACGUGUCCGGCAAGCGAAUAAACAUGUUGGCGUCAUAUCCAAUUCCGAUCCAAGCCUUCAUAAAGUUUUAAAAGAAAUGGAAAUUUUAGAUAAGUUUGAUUUUGUGUUGACCUCUUACGAGGCUGGUUACCAAAAACCAGAUAAGAGCAUAUAUGACAUACCUCUCGAAAAAUAUGGAGUUAAGGCAGAUGAAGCUCUGCAUAUUGGCAACACGUAUGACCUGGAUUAUAUAGGCGCACGUAAUGCUGGUUGGUCCAGUUUAUUAGUAACUCGCAAUAAAAUUGAUUUGGAAAGAGCUCAAGGUACCCAUGCAUAUCCCAGUUUGAAAGACUUGCUAUUGGCUUUAGAUACAAAAAAAAUACAAUGGUAGCUGCAUUUUUACAUUAAAGGUGUCGUAGAAAAUUGAGUAAAUGCGAAAGGAAUUCACUCACACUUAAUCUGAAUACACAGCAACAUGACAACAAUUUUCACAAUGUGACCUUAUUGACGAAAAUUAUUGGAUUAGUUUUUCCAAUGUGAGGUAUUGUACAUAUGUGUGUAUUAUGCAUAUAUGUGUACAUGAUAAAAAAUAGACACUUAAUAUCUAAGAAUGAAAGUAAGUUGCAAUAAAAUGCAGGCAAAGCACGCCAAAUAAUAUUUAAUGACUUUAAGAACAUUGUAUCGACCGUAAAGAGAUUAUCUCCCUCACAACCCAUAUAUAUAUAAAUACAAAUAUAUAUAUAUAAAUAUAUA
Glossina fuscipes is the source of this 1360-nucleotide messenger RNA. Its product is annotated as rhythmically expressed gene 2 protein-like. Bases 237 to 998 code for a protein of 253 amino acids. The record is from RefSeq and is a predicted model, not a curated record. The transcript has a single exon. NCBI's taxonomy places the organism in Eukaryota, Metazoa, Arthropoda, Insecta, Diptera, Glossinidae.